UUUAACUUUCCAUUCGUACUGCCCCUGCUGUUGAUUAAGACUUAUCUACUGUUGGGCGUUAGUCAUUUAGAAGGGGGAAAAAAGAAGUUAUGGAACACAUAGCGCCACGUUCCAGUCAAGCGUUUUAGCAAAGGCUGCUAUUAUGAAAAGGAUUUUCUAAUAGGGGGAAUAAUGAUCUUCAGAUUCUGACCUCCUGGCACAGCAGUGAGAUUUAUCAGGAGGGGCAUGUGACUAGUUAAGACACACAGCCCCAGCUUGAAGGAAACAGCUGCUCAUUUCAUGCUUUAGCACUUGGCAGCUGGACAAGGAAGGGUGAUGUUUGUGUUGAAUACCUCUGCAGAACCAAGUACAGUUGUCCUGGAAGCCCAGAUAAGAACGCAACCAACAGUAAAAUGAAAAAACUGUGCAGCUGAAGAACUGAAGAAGCAUUUUUCUACUUGGUGAAAAUGCCUCUUAUUUUUUGACAACGAUUAAAGAACAAUGGGGUCAAACACACUUGGGAAGGCUGCAACAUUAGAUGAGCUUUUGAACGCUUGUAUUGAAAUGUUUGAUGACAGAGGAAAUCAAUGCUCCAGCCAUUUGCCGAGAAUCUUUCUUCUAAUGCAUCGCUGGUACCUGCCUUCCACAGAGCUGGCUGUCAAGCUUCUGUCUACAUAUAGAGAUGCCAGUGGGGAGAACUGCAAUGAAUUCAGACUAAAAAUCUGCUACUUCAUGAGAUACUGGAUUCUGGAAUUUCCUGCAGAAUUUAACUUGGAUCUCGGGCUGAUUCGUUUGACUGAAGAAUUUCGAGAAUUAGCCAGCCAGCUUGGCUAUGAGGAUCACAUCGAUCUCAUUGAUAUCUCCAGCAUACCUUCCUAUGACUGGAUGAGAAGAGUUACACAAAGGAAGAAGAUUUCUAAGAAAGGAAAAGCCUGCCUACUUUUUGAUCAUCUGGAGCCCAUUGAACUAGCUGAACAUCUCACUUUUCUGGAGCAUAAAUCUUUUAGGAGAAUUUCUUUCACAGACUACCAAAGCUAUGUGAUCCAUGGCUGCCUGGAGAACAAUCCUACUUUGGAGAGAUCUAUUGCUUUGUUUAAUGGUAUCUCCAAGUGGGUCCAGCUCAUGGUUCUCAGCAAGCCGACACCCCUGCAAAGGGCAGAAGUGAUCACAAAGUUUAUCAAUGUUGCACAGAAGCUCCUUCAUCUCCAGAACUUCAACACACUGAUGGCAGUUGUGGGAGGUCUUAGCCAUAGCUCUAUUUCUCGCCUGAAAGAGACUCAUUCUCAUCUGUCUUCGGAAGUCACAAAGGACUGGAAUGAAAUGACAGAGCUGGUCUCUUCCAAUGGAAACUACUGCAACUACCGCAAGGCUUUUGCUGACUGUGUUGGCUUCAAAAUUCCUAUUUUAGGAGUUCAUUUGAAAGACUUGAUUGCUGUCCAUGUCAUUUUUCCUGACUGGAUAGAUGAAAAUAAAGUAAACAUAGUGAAAAUGCAGCAGCUUUCCAUCACCUUGAACGAACUGGUUUCCCUGCAAACUGCUUCUCAUCACUUAGAGCCUAAUAUGGAUUUAAUUAACCUGCUAACACUGUCCCUGGACCUCUAUCACACAGAGGAUGACAUCUACAAGCUCUCACUGGUGCUAGAACCAAGGAACUCCAAAUCUCAGCCUACCUCCCCAACAACCCCAAGCAAACCAGUGGUGCCACUGGAGUGGGCAUCUGGAGUGGUACCUAAGCCUGACCCAACCGUCAUCAACAAGCACAUAAGAAAGUUAGUGGAUUCUGUCUUUAGAAACUAUGAUCACGACCAUGAUGGCUACAUUUCUCAGGAAGACUUUGAAAGUAUAGCUGCAAACUUCCCCUUUUUGGACUCUUUCUGUGUGUUGGACAAAGACCAAGAUGGACUCAUAAGCAAAGAAGAAAUGAUGGCUUAUUUUCUGAGAGCUAAAUCCCAGUUCCAGUGUAAAAUGGGACCUGGGUUUAUUCACAACUUCCAGGAGAUGACCUAUCUUAAGCCAACUUUCUGUGAACACUGCGCAGGUUUUCUGCUGAUCAAGGCUGGGGAAGAAGGAAUUCUGCCCAUUUCCACUGGAACUGCAGAAGCCUCAGAGAUGAGAGUCAGUGCUGAUUCAGAAGCCUGCAGGCAGGCUCUGCAGCUCCACUCCAGAAGAAAGAACAUUGGGAACUGGCCUGAGCCUAUUGUUUUGGGCUGCCUGCUGCCUUAGGAAGACGUCAUUGCAUUCGUGACACUUAGUUCAUGCUUGGAAGGCUUCCGUCGCCAAGUUGGGCUGAGGAGUGUCCUGCAAUGUCCUCUUUACCAGAUAUUUUUUUCCCUUAUCAGUUUGCUUGCUGGCUUUUUCCAUGUCGUCAUGAUUACAACUGGCACAGGAACAAAAAUAAGUAAGGGAUGGUGGAGGAAAUGGAAAUAAGGUCAUUUUUCCUGCCAGCUCACUGCAUUCACUAGCAUUGUCCUGUGGAUGAGCUGGGCUGAUAGGACAGGCACCAGCCCCUGUGUGUUUGUUGUGCAUUUCAGCACUGUCCAACCAACCAUGGGUGGAAACUGUUUUGAACUGAUGCAGUGAUUCACCAUCAAAAAAAUGUGAACUGACCGUGCAGCAGGAUGAAUGGAUGUGACAGCACACUGGCUGCAGUACCAGUCAAACAUCUAAUAUUAAAACAAGAUGAACUUUAAAGGUCAAGCUACAAUCUAAUGCCAUUCACAGAGUGAAAUCAAUACUCUCGCUACCAGUCUCAGUUCCGACCCACAGCUUGACUUGCACCCCACGUCAGGGUGAGUGAGCAGCCAUCCCCUCCAGCUUGGCCGUCCACAUUUGCACAGAUCCUCUUACCCUGGGCCUGGCUGAAGGCAGCUUUGUCAUAGAGCCGUGUCAGGUGAAUUCAAAGUUUUAGGUCAGGAUUCGUGUUACAUUAAGGAGAAAGCUCUCCAGAGGGAACAGAGCAGAGCUUUGACAACAGGAAAAGUAAUCCACACCCCAUUAAGUGGAUCUGGCAAAGAGCUGGGGAAAGCAUAGCCAGGGGUGGCUUUUCCAGGAGGGGCCAACCACAGCUCCACAUCUACAGCAUCUGCAGGAAAAGACCAGCUUGGUGGCCUUCUGCAAAGGAGGGAUGGCAGUAGUAGAUGAAGAGCAACUCACGUAAUCUACCUGGACUUCAGCAAGGCUUUUUAUAUGGUUCCACACAAUAUCCUUGUCUCUAAUUGGAAAAACGCAAGCAGUUCUGUCUUACACAAUAUGCAGGUUUUUUUUACUCUUUCUUUUGUGCUCCAUAUGGACUGUGGCUCUUCCUGUUGGCCAUUCUUUUACUCAGCACAUUUCUCCCACACACUGCAUACUUUCAUAGAGGAGCCACAUGCAGCUUCAACUGUCUAGUUGUGCUUACCCUCGCUAUUUAUGUUUUGAGGGAAUUCAGGAUAAAUAAACACUACAGUCUCUCAUCUUUUUCCUUUAGAACUGGACUAUACUCUCCUCCCUCUGCUGUUCAGAGUGAAAAUAUUUGUUUUUAUAAUGCCAUUGUUGUAGUUACCUUUCUUCUGAGUGUGCAGAUAACAGUUUGCAGGGGAUCUUUUUCUCUACUUCCAAGUUCACAUCACAGUGACAGCUUCCCAAAAGCAGAACACGCACAUGCUGCCAUGUGGAAGGCCAACAUUCAAUAAGGACAGCCUCUGGGAGGAGGCAAAGAGGAGUUCAGUGAAUUGUCUGUCUGUUUUGGGCUUCGACCAUUCUUACUGGAAGAAGUCAGGUGAAUGGAUCAGUCCAUGUUUGGGAACCAGCUCCAAAGCCACAGAGUGACUUUGUCCCCAGUGGUGUUUUUGUCUGCCAUGCUUGUAGAGUACAGGCCCAUUCAUGUGGCUGGAGACCAGAUGUGUCAUGGGAAUGAUCCCUCAGAUGGCUCAAAACAAGCCAGAAGCAGAAUGUGCUUUGCUGGAUUUGGUAAGCCUGAUAGGACAGUGAUUCUUUUACCCAUUCCUGGCAGUAUGCAUCAGCUGUGCCGCUGCUUCUCCAGUAGUCCCACUGCAGGCAGAAGUAAGGGGGAAGCCACACAAGGCUUAUCACAUUUAGAGGAGGAGGUCUGCCUGACAGGAAGGGUGUUAAGAGCAGUUGUAUCCUGUUUGUGCUUCUGUAGCCAUUGGUACUUCCUCAUUGUGACCUCGCUUUCCGUCCGGCUUUCUUUUCUGAUUCCUUGACCUUUUUUUUUUCUUUUUUUUUUUUUUGU
Messenger RNA from Lagopus muta (rock ptarmigan), 4210 nucleotides. It is a transcript of the gene RASGRP3, whose product is annotated as RAS guanyl releasing protein 3. Gene Ontology annotation, biological process: positive regulation of GTPase activity; Ras protein signal transduction. The record is from RefSeq and is a predicted model, not a curated record. Gene Ontology annotation, cellular component: plasma membrane. The coding region runs from base 481 to 2202 and encodes 573 amino acids. The transcript is spliced from 14 exons. Gene Ontology annotation, molecular function: calcium ion binding; guanyl-nucleotide exchange factor activity. Lineage: Eukaryota; Metazoa; Chordata; Aves; Galliformes; Phasianidae.